AUGCCCUCUUAUGCUAAAUUCCUCAAGGACAUCAUUUCCAACAAACACAAGCUAGCGGAGAGUGUGGUGGAAACUUUGAAUGGGCAAUGUAGCGCUAUUUUGAAAUGCACGAUUCCUAAGAAACAAGCUGAUCCUGGUAGUUUUGCUAUCCCACUGAAGUUGGGGAAAGAUGUGUCUGCUGUAGCCCUUUCUGAUUUAGGGGCUAGUGUAAGUGUGAUGCCGUUGACAUUAUGCAAAAAGAUCAAUGGCGAGAUAAAAGCCACUCGGAUGUCUAUACAAUUAGCUGAUCGGUCUGUGAGAUACCCAGUUGCUAUUCUUGAGGACUACCCUGACCAAGUUGGUAAUUACUUCGUGCCCUGCGACUUCGUCAUCAUGGAUAUGGAAGAGGAUGCCCGCACUCCGGUGAUUUUGGGUCGCGACUUUUUAAAGACUACAACAGCCAUUUUUGAUGUGAAGAAUGGGAAGUUAUCACUUGAGAUUUUGGGAGAACAACUGCAUUUCCAUCUCCCCUCAUCCAUGACACAUCCUGCCAUUGGGGAGGCUGUUUAUUGGGUGGAUGGGAUAGUUGAUGCUACUAUAGAAAGGGAGUCCACACCCUCCAUUGUUGAUCCACUUUAUGCAGCUAUUGAGGGCAACUAUAAGAAGGAUAGGGCGGAUGUGAUUGAGAUGGUCCAAGUUUUAGAUGCUGCACCUACAUUUGUUCCUGCAAAAGUUAAGUUUGAGGACACCCGACCUUGGAAGGUGUUCACCAUUGAGCAACGAAAGGAGUGUGCUACGCCUCCUUAG
Messenger RNA from Amaranthus tricolor (Joseph's coat), 786 nucleotides. RefSeq lists its product as uncharacterized. The coding region runs from base 1 to 786 and encodes 261 amino acids. The record is from RefSeq and is a predicted model, not a curated record. Lineage: Eukaryota; Viridiplantae; Streptophyta; Magnoliopsida; Caryophyllales; Amaranthaceae. The transcript has a single exon.